AUGACAAAUUUAUACGAGUAUAAACAUCCCAUCAUAAAUAAAUACCUGGCUACAGGCUCAGAGGACGGAACUGGUAGGAAGUUUCCUACUUUGGAGGCUUGGUACAAUGUCGUUAAUGACUACGAAUUCCAAGCUAGAUGCCCAAUUAUUUUAAAAAAUUCACACAGAAAUAAGCAUUUCACUUUUGCUUGCCAUUUAAAGACUUGUAAAUUUAAAAUUUUAGUUAGUUACUGUGGUAAUAACAGUAACAACAACAACAACAACAACAAUAACAACAACAACACCUCCCACUCAAACCAAAAUAUUGGCACCGGUACUGGUACUGGCACCGAUUCAAACAACAACAACAAUAUAGAUUUCCAAUCUCAAUUGGACGGUUUGAAUGUCGUACAGAACUUACACCACCAACAUCAAGUAGGCGAUGAAGACGACGAAGACGACGUAACUAAAAAUGUUAUUGUAGAUGUUAAAGAUGAAAAUAUAGACCACAAUGGCAACUCCAAUAAUAUUAAUGACAACAGAACUAAUAGUAAUGAAAUUAAAAAAGAUACUAACAACAGUAACAAUGACGAAAACGUAGAGGAUGAAAAUGAAAAUGAUAGUAGAGAUCACAACGACGAAAAACCUACUACUAAUACAACUACUUCAACUUCCACCGCCUCCACUAAAUAUGAAGAUUCAGGUGCUGCUGAAGAUGAUGACGUUAGUGCUGCUAUCGCCGCCGCUGUCGCCGCAGUACACGAUUCUGCCACUGCUGUUGCCACAAUAGAUGAAAGCAAAUCAGCUACAAGUAACAACACAUCUCCAAACUCAACUACAAACUCAUCAAACGACAACCAUCAAUUGAGUAUCAAUGGCAACUCUUCUCAAUUCCAUGAUGAUCACUCAAACGUUUUAGCUCAUGCUAUGGAAGAUGAUCAAAAAUCAGACCAUACUUUAAGAGGCCCAUUUAUGGUAACUAAAAUCGAUCCUUACCAUAAUCAUCCUCUAGAAUCAAAUUUAACCUUGGCAAAAUUCGUAUUGACUAAAAUACCAAGAAUUUUGCAACAUGAUUUGAAUUUCGACCAAAUCUUACAAGAUUUGUGUAAUGAAGAAGACAACACCGUUGCUAAAUUUAGGGUCUCUCAAUACGUAGAGGAAUCCGGUAUUCAAGAUAUCUUGAAAGAACGUUAUGGUUUAACCGAUGUCGAUUUAGAUAAGAAGUUAAUAGCCCAAAUCGCAAGACGCGUCACUACUUACAAGGCAAGAUUCGUCCUAAAGAAGAAGAAAAACGGAGACUAUGGCAUUCCAGGUGCAGAGAACGUCUUGAUUAAUAAUCAUCCUCAACCUCGUUAUUCAAGAGCAGCUAAUAUCGAAACUAAUUUGCCUCCAAAUGUCGAACCUACUUCUACUGGUAACGAUAAUCAACUAUCUGUUUUGGAAGAAGAAAGACAAUUACAUUCCGCCUUCUCUGAAGUCAGAGAAGCACAAGCAGCUGCAAGAGCAGCUAUGGGUGAUGUUUCAGAUUUCAAAAGACCAAUUCAAAUGGUUGAACAAUCAAUUGAUGAGGAUGAUAACCAAGAUGAGGAAGAUACUCCAAGAAAACGUAGCAGAAAUGAUUUAUUGAAAUUAAAUCAAAUGAAUUCAAUGGUGAACGAUGACGGUAACUUAGUUUCUCUAGAAGAUGCAGCUGAUGACAAACUACCACAUGAAGUUGCAGAACAAUUAAGAUUGUUAUCUUCUCAUUUCAAAGAAGUUGAAGCUCAACAGCAAAAUGAUGAAAAUGCAAAUAAAAUCAUUAAAGAUGAUAUACCCGAUGAAAAUAUCCAACCUGAAUUAAGAGGACAAUAG
This is a messenger RNA of Vanderwaltozyma polyspora DSM 70294, 1830 nucleotides long. RefSeq names its product DNA-binding protein ABF1 (gene ABF1). Gene Ontology annotation, cellular component: nucleus. The transcript has a single exon. Bases 1 to 1830 code for a protein of 609 amino acids. Gene Ontology annotation, biological process: chromatin remodeling. Gene Ontology annotation, molecular function: DNA binding. The record is from RefSeq and is a predicted model, not a curated record. Lineage: Eukaryota; Fungi; Ascomycota; Saccharomycetes; Saccharomycetales; Saccharomycetaceae.